CGGCCGGGCGCGGAAGUUGCCUGGGGCUCUCUGCCCAGUAACUGGCAUCCACCGGUGCCGACCGAAGACCCCUCCGUCGGCAGCGCAGUUGCAAUGGCCAUUUGUCAAUUCUUCCUUCAAGGCCGGUGCCGCUUUGGAGAUCGGUGCUGGAACGAACAUCCUGGUGCCAGGGGUGCAGGAGGAGGACGGCAGCAACCGCAGCAGCAGUCUUCAGGUAAUAAUAGACGUGGAUGGAAUACCACUAGCCAGAGAUACUCCAAUGUCAUCCAGCCAUCCAGUUUCUCCAAAUCCACACCAUGGGGGGGCAGCAGAGAUCAAGAAAAGCCAUCUUUCGGUUCUUUUGAUUCUGGAGCUUCAACUAACAGGAAAGAAGGCUUUGGAUUGUCUGAGAACCCAUUUGGUUCACUUAGUCCUGAUGAGCAGAAAGAUGAAAAGAAACUUCUGGAAGGAAUUGUAAAAGAUAUGGAGGUUUGGGAAUCAUCAGGGCAGUGGAUGUUUUCUGUUUAUUCACCAGUGAAAAAGAAACCUAAUAUUUCAGGUUUUACAGACAUUUCACCAGAGGAAUUGAGACUUGAAUACCAUAACUUCUUAACCAGCAAUAACUUACAGAGUUAUCUAAAUUCUGUCCAACAUUUAAUAAAUCAAUGGAGGAACAGGGUAAAUGAACUGAAAAGUCUAAAUAUAUCAACUAAAGUAGCUUUGCUCUCUGAUGUAAAGGAUGGUGUAAAUCAAGCAGCACCUGCAUUUGGAUUUGGCAGUAGUCAAGCAGCAACAUUUGUGUCGCCAGGCUUUCCAGUCAAUAACAGCAGCAGUGAUAAUGCUCAGAACUUUAGUUUUAAAACAAACUCUGGAUUUGCCGCUGCCUCUUCUGGAAGCCCUGCUGGUUUUGGGAGUUCCCCAGCAUUUGGAGCUGCAGCCUCUACCAGUUCAGCUAUCUCUACUUCUGCUCCAGCUUUUGGAUUUGGGAAACCUGAAGUUACAUCGGCUGCAUCAUUUUCAUUCAAAAGCCCUGCAGCUUCCAGCUUUGGAUCACCUGGAUUUUCAGGACUUCCAACUUCCUUGGCAACAGGUUCUAUUAGAGCUCCAGUGGCCCCAGCCUUUGGAGGUGGCAGUUCUGUGGCUGGUUUUGGUAGUCCGAGCUCACAUUCUCACACUGCUUUUUCUAAGCCAUCCAGUGACACUUUUGGAAAUAGCAGCAUAUCCACUUCUCUCUCAGCCUCAAGCAGCAUCUUUGCAACAGAUAAUGUGUUAUUCACACCCAGAGAUAAACUAACAGUAGAAGAACUAGAACAAUUUCAAUCCAAGAAAUUUACUCUGGGAAAAAUUCCAUUAAAGCCUCCACCUCUGGAACUUCUAAAUAUUUAAAAGGGCAAUUUUAAAUACA
Macaca mulatta (Rhesus monkey) is the source of this 1384-nucleotide messenger RNA. RefSeq names its product nucleoporin 42 (gene NUP42). NCBI's taxonomy places the organism in Eukaryota, Metazoa, Chordata, Mammalia, Primates, Cercopithecidae. Gene Ontology annotation, molecular function: metal ion binding. The record is from RefSeq and is marked provisional.